Messenger RNA from Phialemonium atrogriseum, 1462 nucleotides. RefSeq names its product MFS general substrate transporter. Gene Ontology annotation, biological process: transmembrane transport. Bases 1 to 1383 code for a protein of 460 amino acids. The record is from RefSeq and is a predicted model, not a curated record. Lineage: Eukaryota; Fungi; Ascomycota; Sordariomycetes; Cephalothecales; Cephalothecaceae. The transcript is spliced from 4 exons. Gene Ontology annotation, cellular component: membrane. Gene Ontology annotation, molecular function: transmembrane transporter activity.
AUGCCGCACCCGAAACAACCGGCUGCCACACCAGCCGGGAGCCUGCCGGUCGAAAGAGAGACGGAAAACGCAGAAUAUCAAGGCGGCCACUCGGACACCCCGUCAUCUAUCUUGCAUGACCACGAUGCUGAGAAGGCUACGCAGCCAAGGUCUCCCGGCGAUGACACCCCGGACGGCGGUCUUCUCGCUUGGCUCGUCUUGCUUGGUGCCUGGUGCACCUCAUUUUGCAGUUUUGGCUGGCUUAACAGUACGACUGCAUCCCAUUGUGUUGGAGUCUUCCAGGAGUACUACCAAAACGAAUUGCUCAGCGGCUACUCGCCCAGCACCAUCUCGUGGAUUCCAUCGCUGCAAAUCUUUUUCAUGAUGGGCAUGGGUCCGAUCGUCGGCAUCAUAUACGAUCGAUUUGGUCCGCGGUGGCUGAUCAUGGUUGGCAGCCUUCUCCAUAUCUUCGGCAUCAUGAUGGCAAGCCUUGGCACCGAGUACUACCAAAUACUCCUUGCGCAGGGGCUGUGCUCAGCCAUUGGUGUGUCGGCAAUCUUUCAACCCGCCGUCACCUGUGUAGCCGGCUGGUUCAACCACAGGCGCGGCGCGGCCUUCGGAAUAUUAUUUACGGGCUCAAGUAUUGGCGGUGUCAUGUUCCCCAUAAUGCUGUCACAUCUAAUCCGUGAGGUCGGCUACGGCUGGGCCAUGCGCAUUUCCGGCUUUCUCAUGCUCUUCCUCUUGAUCAUCGCCAACCUCACCGUCCGCGCCUAUCGCCCUCCAUCCCCGCACAAAAUCACCGGCGCCCAGCUCCUCAAGCCCCUCACCGAGACGGAAUUCCUCCUCCUCACUGCCGGUUUAUUUUGCUUUAGCUACGGCUUCUUCGUUCCCAUCAACUAUCUCCCCGUGCAGGCACUCAGCUCGGGCAUGGAUCCCGACCUGGCCCAUUAUCUGCUGCCCAUACUGAAUGCGGCGUCGCUGUUCGGGCGUCUCUUCUCGGGCUUUGUGAGCGACAAGAUCGGUCGAUUCAACACCUUCGUCGUCGUCUGCUACCUGUCCGCCAUCUGGAUCCUGGCACUUUGGUUGCCCGACACAAGCGAUCCGGCGCUCAUCGCCUUCGCUCUGCUGUUCGGUUUCUUCUCCGGCGCGUAUGUCUCGCUCAUUACGCCUCUGGUCAUGCAGAUCUCGCCGAUGGCGGAGAUUGGGUUCCGCACUGGCAUCGUCCUCUUCGUCACUGCUAUUGGGGGCUUGACGACGAAUCCCAUCAACGGCGCUAUACUGGACAACUCGGGCGGUUGGGUUGGCCUCAAGGUCUUCUCUGGGGUGUUUUGUCUUGCUGGCACUACCUUUGUGCUCGUGGCGAGGAUCAGACGUACUGGCUGGAAACUGCUUGUCCGCUUUUAGGGUCCCGGUUCCGGUAAACAGAAGCAACCUGUAAUUAUAUUUUGUAACCGCCUCUCCUCUUCAAACAAUUAGAAAAACA